This is a messenger RNA of Arctia plantaginis, 1926 nucleotides long. NCBI's taxonomy places the organism in Eukaryota, Metazoa, Arthropoda, Insecta, Lepidoptera, Erebidae. The record is from the annotation of a GenBank genome assembly.
AUGAGUGUUAGUGUUGAAGCAGACGUGUCUAGCCCUCUAUCAGACGGGCAGGACGCAACCCUGGACCAGACGAUCUCGAAAUCGUCGUCCGACAGCCACAGCUUGAAGAAUGAGGAAGUUGAGGCAGGUCAGGACAAAAAUUCGGAGCCAAGCACUCCGAAAGUGCAUCCGAUGGCCUUCACCAUCGACUUUGGUGAGGGAAAGUCUGUUAACAAUAGCCGUCUGGAGGAGCUAGCAAAGAAAUCGCAGGCUCGACAUCAAAGAGUACAGUCAAUGUCUGCGAGUACGACACGGCCUAGCCCAACGCUCCAGCGGCCUCCAAUGAGCGCUAAACUUCCUCGUAAAGCGCAAGGCUACAACUCGGAAGGGUAUUUUUCGUCGGACCAAGAAGAUAGCGGUCUGUCCAGCUCUAUCAAGCAACGUAACAGUCCAUUAGCUCAAAACGCUACACACAUAAUCAGUCCAAUAACAAAUAGAAGUAUCAAAUCUCCAAUUGUAGACAGUAUCCAGCCAAAACGCUCGUCCAAAAGUCCUAUAGUUGAUAACAUAAUGUCUAGGAGUGAUAAUUUUUUAACCCGUCAAGGCUUAAACUUGCCAUUAAAAAGUAAUACAUACAUGAGAGAUAUAUGUAGAACACCGAGUUAUGGCAAUAUUAAUAAGCAAGGCAUGGGUGAUAUAAUUGAUCAGAGUCCGGAAGGUAUUAUGCUGACUGACAUAUCAAGUCCUGAAUUAGAUAUUUUAACCCCUGACAAUGGCUUAUCUACCCCUGAACAAGCCAAAAGCCCUCUUAUACGCAAGGGUAGAGUUGUUUCUGAAACUCCAGAUUUGUUUAAAAAAUGUAUAACUAACGAACCGUUGUAUAUUGAUGACGACAUAGAUAAUCAAUCUAAUUCAUCAACCGGUACAUAUACAAUAGAAGGUGAUAAUUAUACAGAAGAACAGAAGGCUAGAAUGAGUAUUGAUAGAAGUUUUGGUACAGAUAUAUUAACAAGUUCAGUUGAAGAAACAAUAAAAAAACGUUCAACUGAAAGCAGUGACCCAGAGUUGGUUUUUGAUUUCCCAAAUACCUUAAAAGUUAUUACGAAAGAACCUAGAAGAGAUUUAGACUUACGUAGCCCAUUGUUAAAUCAAACAUUUGAUCUAUCAACAAAUAAAACAUCAAAAGACAAAAAUGUUUUAGAAAUCUCAUGUUGCUAUGAAUCACCAACGGAUAAUGAUUUAGCAGCUCAAACGUCGAAACAGAUCAAGUCAACUCGUAGUUACUUGGAAAAGAUUAAAAACAGAGUUAAAACUAUAACAGAAAAAACAUUUGCCAAGUCACCACCAAAACAUGGUGAAGAUGUAGACAUUGGUAGUUUUACAUCGGUCACAACUUCUGGUGUUCUUAGCUCAAAUAAAGCUCCAAAAAUUGAACCAGUAAAACGUAGAUGCAGCUUAACCAAAUCUGAAAUAGAUCAAACCGAUUACAUUCACCGUUUGACUAGAGAAACAUCAGUACCGGUAUGUCUCGGUACUAAGCCGAUGUUAGAUACCACAUUUGAAAGUACUGUACUGAAAAACGCUCAGAAAGCUUUAAGAGAAGAUAGUGGAGUGUCGGACAUGACACCGGAGCAAGUGGUUGGCAAGCUGUCAUAUUUGAGUCUGAAUAGAUGUAAAGGGGAUAAGACUUGGAUACAGGACUGGGCAGAAAGUGCCAAAAAGUACAAUGAUAAUAGCUUGACGAAAGAAGAAGGUGUAUUAGGGCUGGACAAUGACAGACCGCCUAUAAGCCCGAGGACCAUAGCUGGCAAACCUCGCACCCCCCAUGCGGGUACUCCGACAAAGAUACCAAGCCCCGUUGGCACGCUCAUGCACCGAAGGACGCCGGAGCACCCUAAGUCUUUAAGAAUAUUCAGCAUGUUUUAUCCAAUGGACGAUCAAGAUUAA